AUGUCUGCCUCAAACAGUGAACAGUUGCCAGCUCUCCCUUCUGAUCUCACGCCAGAAUGGUUUGAAGCCAAACUCGGCCACAAGAUCAAAUCAGUGGAGAACACACGAAACAUCUGGGGCACAGCAAGUAAACUCUUCUAUACGAUUACAUACGAAAAUGAGAGUGAAGAGGAGAGGCCAAAGGACAUUUGCGUCAAGGGAGUCUUCGACCCCAAGAUGAUUGAAGCCCAACCGUGGACAGUCAGUUUGGCUCAACGUGAGGCAGAAUUCUUUUCGAAGGUAGCUCCCACCGUUGACCACAUGAUCUUUCCCAAGGGCUGGUGGAGCGGAACCAGUGAAACCCAGGGUAUUGCAAUCAUGAACGAUCUCGUCAGCGAAGGGUGCACGUUUCCCGCGGAGGUUGCUUCUUAUCCGGUUGACAAGGUCAAGAAUGGAGUAGAACAGUUGGCUGGCCUUCACGCACAGUACUGGGGCCAAAGUCAAGAAGAUCAUCCUUGGAUCUGGAACAACUACGACCCUGCCAUGACAUUCAUGUGCAGAUCGUGGGAUGAAGUUGUUAGGCGACCUGGUCGACCUCAGCUACCAGAUUAUCUGAUGGAUGGUGCUCGAUGCAACGAGGCUCUGGACCGCUACUACGCUGAACGCAACCCACGUUUCCGCACUUUGCUGCAUGGAGAUACCCACACCGGCAACAUCUACUUCACAGUAGACGGACGCAUCGGCUUUCUGGAUUGGUCCGCUUUCCACUUCGGUUCAUGUUUUCAUGAUGUAGUCUACCACAUGACUGCCAUGCUCAGCGUGGAAGAUCGCCGGGCGCACGAGAUGGAAAUCCUCGAUCACUAUCUGGAGACGCUGCACAAGCUCGGAGGGCCCAAGUUCGACAGACAUAACGAUCCUGAGGUCAUGAUUGAAUAUCGACGUUCUUUCAUGACCAAUGUUAUUUGGCUCAUCUGUCCGGAUGGCUUGCAGAGUAAAGAGCGUGUUGCUUCUCUGUGCGAGCGCACUGUUGCUACCUAUGAUGACCAUAGAGUCAUUGAUGUGAUUCUAGGCCAAAAGAAGCCAGAUGCUUGA
This is a messenger RNA of Fusarium sp. VM40, 1071 nucleotides long. Lineage: Eukaryota; Fungi; Ascomycota; Sordariomycetes; Hypocreales; Nectriaceae. The record is from the annotation of a GenBank genome assembly.